UGCAGUCCGGUCCGCCCUGCAGUCCGGUCUGAAGUAUGUCUGGUCAUCUCCUGUACUGUUUGCAGUCUCUGCUCAUCUCCUGUACUGUGUCCACAGUCUCUGGUCAUCUCCUGUACUGUGUCCGCAGUCUCUAGUCAUCUCCUGUACUGUGUCCACAGUCUCUGGUCCUCUCCUGUACUGUGUCCACAGUCUCUGGUCCUCUCCUGUACUGUGUCCACAGUCUCUGGUCAUCCCCUGUACUGUGUCCGCAGUCUCUGGUCAUCCCUUGUACUGUGUCCGCAGUCUCUGAUCAUCCUCUGUACUAUGUCCACAGUCUCUGGUCAUCUCCUGUACUGUGUCCGCAGUCUCUGGUCCUCUCCUGUACUGUGUCCGCAGUCUCUGGUCAUCUCCUGUACUGUGUCCGCAGUCUCUGGUCAUUUCCUGUACUGUGUCCGCAGUCUCUGGUCAUCUCCUGUACUGUUUCGCAGUUCUCUGGUCAUCUCCUGUACUGUGUCCGCAGUCUCUGGUCAUCUCAUGUAGUAUGUCUGCAGUCUCUGGUCAUCUCCUGUACUGUCCGCAGUCUCUGGUCAUCUCCUGUACUGUAUCCACAGUCUCUGGUCAUCUCCUG
Molecule: messenger RNA, 607 nt
Organism: Staurois parvus
Lineage: Eukaryota; Metazoa; Chordata; Amphibia; Anura; Ranidae
Source: the annotation of a GenBank genome assembly